Guillardia theta CCMP2712 is the source of this 762-nucleotide messenger RNA. RefSeq names its product light-harvesting Chl a protein 8 (gene Lhcr8). Bases 15 to 686 code for a protein of 223 amino acids. Lineage: Eukaryota; Cryptophyceae; Pyrenomonadales; Geminigeraceae. Gene Ontology annotation, cellular component: membrane. Gene Ontology annotation, biological process: photosynthesis, light harvesting in photosystem I; response to light stimulus. The record is from RefSeq and is a predicted model, not a curated record. The transcript has 5 exons.
CAAGUUUCUCCACCAUGCUGCGAUCAGCCGUCGCCUUCGCGCUCGCCGCCUCUGCUGCUGCCUUCGCUCCCUCCCCUGUCCUCCCCAGGGCUGCUCAGAGGGCUGCCGCUGCUCGCAAUGGUCCCACCAUGCAGCUCUACAAGGAGGGUCAGCUUCAGGGUGCCACCGUCAACCUCUAUUCCUUCUUGGAGCGCCCCCCUGCUCUCGAUGGAACCUGGGUUGGUGAUGUUGGCUUUGACCCGCUCGGCUUUUCCAACAUCAUCGACAUGCGCUGGCUUCGUGAGGCUGAGUUGAAGCACGGACGUGUCUGCAUGCUUGCUGCCACUGGAAUGAUUGUUCAGGACGUCUACCAGUUCCCUGGAGUCACCAAGACCUUCGGUGCCGCCAAGAUGACUGCGCUUCACGAUGCUGCUGUCAAGCAGGGAGCCAUGCAGCAGCUCCUCCUCUGGCUUGGAUUUAUCGAAAUCUUCGGCUUCGUUGCCAUUGUUCAGAUGCUCCAGGGAUCUGACCGUCAGCCCGGAGACUUCGGAUUUGACCCCCUCAACUGCGCCAAGAACCCCAACGCCCUCGCCCGCCGCCAGCUCGUCGAGUUGAAGAACGGCCGCCUUGCCAUGAUCGCCACCGCUGGUAUGCUUCACCACUACUUCAUCACCGGCAAGGGCCCCAUCGAGCUCAUCACUGGAUAAAUAUUGACAACAUAGAAAGUACUGCAUGCAUGGAUACACUUGUUUUUUUUUGAAAUGAAAGUAUUUCGAACUUCCU